Molecule: messenger RNA, 2915 nt
Organism: Schizophyllum commune H4-8
Lineage: Eukaryota; Fungi; Basidiomycota; Agaricomycetes; Agaricales; Schizophyllaceae
Exons: 10
Coding region: 71-2689 (872 amino acids)
Biological process (GO): regulation of DNA-templated transcription
Cellular component (GO): nucleus
Molecular function (GO): zinc ion binding; DNA-binding transcription factor activity, RNA polymerase II-specific
Source: RefSeq, a predicted model, not a curated record
GCGAGCACCUUUUCUUGACACCGGCGCUGUCUCGUGAGUCGCUCGACCGCCGUCCACCGCCUCGCCGCCGAUGCAUCCCACAAACAGACCGCAAACAGACCACGCAGCCCCUGUCCCGCUCCUUGCUUCCCAACCACCGCCAUCGUUGCACGCUGACGUCGAUGGCGACGUGCGGUUCGACAGCUACGCGCCCCGCCCCGUCAACUACCUCGAGGAGGCCAUCAACAUUGUCCCCCGCCAUGCCCCUCCCUCGCAGUCGUCGCACCGAGCGAUUCACCAUGACGCCCUGCCUCCUGCCCACCCCACGCCUCACCCUGACGAUGCCAUCCCCCGUAUCAGCGGUAGCAAGGGCAAUCGCGAUCCGGACGGCGAGUCCACCGAUGACGCUUCCCCGUCGCACAAGCGCGCACGUCGUGAGAAGGGCACGCUCCCACUGGAUGCCAACCAGCCGCUGACGACCCGUGGCAAACCCCGUGCCCGCGUGUACGUCGCCUGUCUGCAGUGGUACGUCCCCCACAUGCCCCAGCGCCUUCCCACUACCCGCCCUUCCAGCCGCAACCGGAAAAUUCGCUGCGACGGCGCUCGGCCUGCGUGUCACAAUUGCACAGUGAAAGGAAAUCCGGAGUGCAAUUAUGAUGCGCUGCCACGGCGGCGGGGGCCUGACAAGGUUCCUGGUGCGCGCCAGCGUCCGUCUGCCGCGAGCGGGCGUUCGACGUCGCGGCGGCGCACGUCAGCUACCGCAGAGUCGUACACCGUGCCUUCGCAGUCGACGAGCCGCCGCAACAGCGUCGAUGAGUUGGACCUCCAACCGCAAGCGAGCUACCCGCAGCAGCCACGCGAGGAGCACCUUUACUUUGAGGAGUACGACAUCCAGCCCUAUCGACAGCAGACGCCAUACUACCAGGCCUAUGGCGACGUGUCACCUGAGGUGGCAGGUCUAGCCCCCCGCUCAUACGGCGAGCCCAGCACCUCGUACGAAUAUCCCUAUCACUACGCCAAUCAAGGCGCCUACGACUAUCGCGAUGACUAUGCCCCACGUCCCUCCACCACAUUUCUCUCGCAGCCCUCCAUGCAGUUCUCCCGCUCCACGUGGUGGGACAACCUCCUUUCCCUGUACUCCGCGCCCGCCGCCAAUUACAUGCCGCACAUCAGCGCCUCCCAGCGCGAGUGGGCCGCCCAGCAGAUUACCUCUGACCUCCGCUUCAUGUUCCGCGUCUCCAAUUACUGGUUCUCCUUUUUCCACGUUCCCACCUUCUUUGGCACCUUCCACAAUGCCUACCGACGCGACAACAUGCAGCCCGGACUCGUCUAUGGCGCGCUCGCGAUCUCCAUAUUUUUCCGCAGCUCGCAGUUGGAGGGAAAGGAGAUGGGACGGGAGCGCGCGCUUCGAUUUAGAGACAUGGCUCAGGGAUACAUCGACGCCGCGUAUAAUGCGCAGUCCAUCGACUUGGAGUUAGCGCAGGCGGCUUGGCUGGCGGCGCUCUUUGAGGUCUGUGCGCAUCCUCUGCACUCCACGCCCCGGUGCGCGGCCGCUCUCCGCAUACUGGACGCCAUAAUCCAGAGCCUGCAAUUCACUUCGAUCGACUUCGAGGACCCGCGCACGUCGAUGUUCAAUCAGAGCAGUGUCCCCAUAGCCCGCGCGCGCGUUGAGCACGCUCCGGGCACCGAUCUUGCCCGCACACACGCCCACACCCAAGGCCCCUGCGAGUGCCUGUCCUUCACGCUCAAGCACAACCGCCGCCCGGAGGAGUACGUGCCGCCGACGUGGGAGAUGACGCCGGCGUGGGACCCGAAGUGGACGGAGGCGGAGAUCGAGAAGGAGUCGUCGAGGCGGCUGCUGUGGAGCUCGCUCUACUUGUUCUCGGGGCACCAUACGUAUAACUUGUCGUAUGGGCGGGCGCCGGUGGCGUUGCAUAUUUCUGCGCCGUCGAAUUACGCCGUCUUCUUCACAGGCGAGUCCUCCAUCUACUCUAUGCGCCCCUCCUCCGCCCCACUUGCCAAGGAGACCGUCUGGGCCCUCUUCGAGCGCAGCUUUUUGCUGUGGAACGCGACGAUUCUCAUGGUUAUGCGCACGCGGUCGCCGCUCACCCGGAUGUCGGACGUGGAGAAGGCGCAUUUUGCGAUUAGUGUGAAUCAGGAGGCUGAUGCGAUUGAGGCGGCGUUGAGGGGACAUGCGUGCGAGAUAGAGCGGGCGUUUUUGUUUCAUAGUCGGGAUUAUCUGUUUAGUGCCAGGAUGUGCGUGGGGUAUGAGUACAGGAGGGUGUUGCCGGCGACAUCGGUAUUCUACGGAACGGAGGAUAUGCUGAAGAAGAUGAGCUACCGGAUAGCCAUUGGUCGCCAGGUCAUGCAGGGGUUGCACACCGUCACCGGGAAUGCGACGAAUACGCUUAAUCGGCGUCCGUUCUUCGUCUUUUGGUUUAUGGCGCAGAUUAAGUCAGCCAUCCGGCUGUACAAGAGCACGGACCUGCCCAUGGCAUUGGAGUUGUGCAAGGCGCUCAUGCCUUGUGUGGACUACUUGUCGACGCUGUUCCCAUGUCCGGAGCAGAGGGUUCGGUACGCGGCGCUGGUGCAGGAGGUCAAUGAGGCCUGCUUGGAGCACGGGCAACCGUUGUACGAGCAGUUGGACUUCACGUCGGUGAUGUCGAACCCGAAUCAGAACUCGGCGCGAUUGACGACGUAUGAGGAUUAAUGAGGGAGGUGGUGAGUCUGAUGAAUGGCUCGUAAAGGUUUUGGACCAGGACAGUACAUAUAAUAUCGUGCACGCUGGGCGACGACGAUGGACAGGUCAUAGACCAUGAUGUUGGAUAGGCAAUCGACGAUGGACACCUUUGAUAUUGUAGGGCCCCCGGUAGAAAGAGCAUCGGUGUAGCAGUAAUAUAUACGUAUUGUAUGUGCAGUAGUUGCCUUGUUUUGUU